Lactuca virosa is the source of this 1460-nucleotide messenger RNA. NCBI's taxonomy places the organism in Eukaryota, Viridiplantae, Streptophyta, Magnoliopsida, Asterales, Asteraceae. The record is from the annotation of a GenBank genome assembly.
AUGUUCGAUGAUGCCACAUAUCAUACGAUGUGGAAAGAAGCGCAGAACCAGAGUCGGACCAUGGUGAUGAAGGAAGGACUGGAGAUCACAACCAUGAAACAGGGACAUUGGAAAGUACUAGACGUUUAUGGGAGAUGGUUGUGGUGGUGCGAUAACAGCAGAGGAGUGAGAACUGAGAGCAUAGGUCGAUGUCAUGAUGAAGUAAGAACCGGAAGCUACAAGAAACUAUUCAAUCCCAAAAAUCUCAUCUCCGGUAAGGAGGAUGCCGCCAAUAACUUCGCCAGAGGACAUUACACCGUCGGGAAAGAAGUUGUGGAUCAGUGUUUAGAUCGGGUGAGAAUCUUAGCAGACAAUUGCAGUAAUUUGCAAGGGUUUAUGAUCUUCAAUUCUGUGGGUGGUGGAACUGGCUCUGGUUUGGGAUCAUUGCUCUUACAACGCUUGUCUAACGAAUAUGGAAAAACUCAGAAAAUUGGGUUCACGAUCUAUCCAUCUCCCAAGGUUUCGACUUCAGUUGUGGAGCCUUACAAUGCUGUGUUAUCGACUCAUUCAUUGAUUGAACACACAGACAUUGUUGUGCAACUAGACAACGAAGCCAUAUAUGGGAUCUGUAAGAGAGCGUUGGAUAUGGAAAAGCCAACUUACAGGAACUUGAAUCGAUUGAUAUCUCAAACGAUUUCAUCUUUAACAACUUCCUUGAGGUUUCCUGGGUCCAUGAAUGUUGACAUUUCCGAAUUCCAAACGAAUUUAGUCCCGUUCCCGCGGAUUCACUUCAUGCUUUCAUCAUACGCACCAGUGGUUUCAUCGGUGAAAGCCUAUCACGAGCUGAUUUCAGUUCCAGAAAUCACUAACGCCGUGUUUGAUCCGUCGAAUAUGAUGGCGAAGUGCGAUCCACGGCGGGGUAAAUACAUGGCUUGUUGCUUAAUGUAUAGUGGAGACAUUGCUCCAAAAGACGUUAACACGGCCGUCGGAGCCAUCAAAACCAAAAAAACGAUUCGAUUUGUCGAUUGGUGUCCGACGGUAUUCAAGUGCGGGAUAAACAACCAGGCUCCGUCGGUGGUUCCUGACGGAGAUCUGGCGAAGGUGAAACGAGCAGUGAGUAUGAUCAGCAACAACACGGCGGUGUCAGAGGUUUUCAGUAUGAUCAAUCAUAAAUUCGAUGUUAUGUUCGCGAAACGAGCGUUCGUUCAUUGGUAUGUCGGUGAAGGGAUGGAAGAAGGCGAGUUCUCGGAGGCGCGUGAAGAUCUUGCAGCUCUGGAGAAAGAUUACGAGGAAGUGUUGCAAGAUGGCAUGGAAGAAGAUGAGGACCAAGGAUAUUAGUACUAACUUUCCAUGGCGGCAAAUCUCACGUAAAUGACUAAUAUGUCCUUGGAUAUGGGCGUCAAUAGUAUAUACUUAUAUACCUGCUUAAAGAUGACAUUAUGUAACCUCUAUAUAUUUCUUUAUAUUAAUUAAUUUGGGUU